AUGCAAAAAUCUAAAAUUACUAAUCGAUUAUGUAGACUACCUGGUCGUUUAGAUGGGAAAUUAGUUAUUGUCACUGGUGCAAAUAUUGGUUGUGGACUUGAAUUAAGCGGUGAAUUAGCACGUCGUGGAUGUACUGUAAUUAUGGCAUGUCGAGAUUUAGAAAGAGGAUUUUUAGGAAAAGAAGUUCUACUUGAUCGAUUUGGUGAAAGAAGUCAAGAGAAAUGGAGAAAAUCACCAGCUGGUCCAGGAGUUGAACCAUUUCUUGAUGUUAUUAAAACAGCACAGUUAAUUGUUGAACAUUUAGAUUUAGCUUGUUUAGAAUCUAUUCGUCAUUUUGCUAAAAAUAUUUUAAGUCAAUAUACACGAUUAGAUAUAUUAAUCCAUAAUGCUGGAAUGAUGGCUACUAGUUACAUGGAAACACAUGAUGGAUUUGAAUUACAAAUGGGUGUUAAUCAUUUAGGUCCUGUAUUAUUAACUGAAUUAUUAUUACCAUUAUUAUAUAAUGGUGCACCAUCACGUGUUAUUGUAAUUGCUUCAAAUCUAUAUCAACAAGGUGAUAUUGAUGUGAAUAAUUUAAAUUUACGCGGUGAACAAUAUGGACCAUUUAAAGCAUAUAAUCAAUCAAAAUUAGCUAAUGUUUUAUAUGUUCGUGAAUUAGCUAAACAAUUAGAUGGUUUAAAAGUGAUACCAAUGGCUGUACAUCCUGGUGCAGUAAGAACAGAAAUAUCAAAUACAGGAGAUCAUAGAUAUCAGUUAUUUCUACGUGCUGUUGGUAUAAGUCCAUGGGAAGGUGCACAAACUGCAUUAUAUUGUACAUUAAUUAAUGAUCCAGUACCUGGUGGAUAUUAUUCUAAUUGUGAAAGAGAAGAAUUAACUGAAAAAGCAUUAAAUGAAUCACUUAGUAAAAAAUUAUGGGAUGCAUCACGUGAAAUGGUUGGUUUACCACCGAAUUUAUUAAGUUUACCAUAA
This is a messenger RNA of Schistosoma bovis, 969 nucleotides long. Lineage: Eukaryota; Metazoa; Platyhelminthes; Trematoda; Strigeidida; Schistosomatidae. The record is from the annotation of a GenBank genome assembly.